This is a messenger RNA of Bursaphelenchus xylophilus (pine wood nematode), 451 nucleotides long. The record is from the annotation of a GenBank genome assembly. Lineage: Eukaryota; Metazoa; Nematoda; Chromadorea; Rhabditida; Aphelenchoididae.
AUGGUUUUCCCAUUGGUCAAAGUUUUCGAACGUCGUUUGGAGCACAACAUGAGCCGUCAUCGUCUCGAUGCUUCUUUGGUUGCAAGUAAGUUGAUCUUUCAGGAAGUCACCUAGCUUUUUUCCAGAGAGGCCUCAGCCAUGUUGCAAACCCAAGAUUUUCAAGGAGAUCCCUCAGAAGACCGAGGAACCUCUGAAGGUGGCCGCUGACCAAGAAUUGAUGUCCCGAUUCAUCGAUCAAGUCGCCAUCCAAGAGCCAGAGAUCAAACAAGGCCAAGAAUCUGUUCCUGAAGUCUUCAAACCCAUGCCUUCCAUUCAAGAGGAAUACAAGGACAAGAUGUACAACAAGGACAAGGAUUACUUCCAUACCAAGAACUUCCAUCGUGUGGGUUCUGUCGAGUCCAACUUCUACACAGAAUCUGAGUCCGACUGUUCUUAUUACAACUCGGCUUGA